AUGAAAGAAAAUGGAGAAUGGGUCGGCCAAGACAUUGUUCGUUUAAAACUGGUCACAUCUAUGAUAAACGCAACUUACAAAAUAAUUGAACCUCCAGAACACACCUACUUCACAGGGGCUUACGAAGAUGCAAUGAGUGAUGUUACGGACUUGUGUUUCAUAAGCCAUUACUACAUGAACAACUUGUACCAAGACGCUGAAUACACUUAUCCUCACGAAACGAACCAAAUUUCUGUUGUUAUCCCAGUACAAGAAGAAGAAUUCACUCUUCGUAAACACUUAUCCAGUUUUGAUUUCUCGCUCCGCAUUUUAUUGCUAACAACUGUAUUAACAAUACCUUUGGUAACAAACCUGGCAAGACACCCCAGACAACAAACUUACGUUGUAAUUCUGCUCCGUUGUGUUAACACCGUUUUCGGAAACCCGUUCAUUCACUUCGACCACCAAGAAUUCAUAAUUAAAAUCCAACUCGUUUUAUUUUUCUUCGGAUGUAUUAUAUUCAGAACGGCGUUUCAAAGCUCCCUUGUUAGUUCGUUAGUAACACCAAAGCCAUCCGAAGAAAUUGCAACGAUUUCGGAACUGCGUAACACCAACCUGAAGAUUUUAACGUCAAAAUCAUUAGCUGAUGUUAUCCCUCAAGAUUACGGUUUGUGUGAUAAAAUCACGAUCAUUACUCCACGUGAAAGACUCAAGAAAUUAUACAGUUUGGACACACGGACGGCUUACAUUAUCGUUACAACCUUUGCGGACACUUUCAUAGAAACGUUAAAAAGCAAAUAUGAAAGACCACCGUUUUAUGUGAUGAAAGAAAAGCUGGUUCCGAGUAUCAACACUUACAUUUUGCAGCGACAUUCACCUUAUAUGCGAAAAUUGAGCAAUUGUUUAUUGAGACAAGUGCAAUAUGGUUUAUCGGAAAUGAGAGAAUAUGAGACAAGGGUGAAAGAAAUAAGCGACAGUCAAAUAGUGUUAGGAAUGCAGCAUCUGCAAAGCAUUUUUUAUUUGUAUUUAAUGGGAUUGUGUUGUAGUACAUUAGUGUUUCUAAUCGAAAUUGGGUACAGUUGGCUAUGUAACAACACAGUGGCGUAG
Tribolium castaneum (red flour beetle) is the source of this 1086-nucleotide messenger RNA. RefSeq lists its product as uncharacterized. The transcript has a single exon. The record is from RefSeq and is a predicted model, not a curated record. Lineage: Eukaryota; Metazoa; Arthropoda; Insecta; Coleoptera; Tenebrionidae. The coding region runs from base 1 to 1086 and encodes 361 amino acids.